This is a messenger RNA of Condylura cristata (star-nosed mole), 831 nucleotides long. It is a transcript of the gene STMND1, whose product is annotated as stathmin domain containing 1. Lineage: Eukaryota; Metazoa; Chordata; Mammalia; Eulipotyphla; Talpidae. Gene Ontology annotation, biological process: regulation of microtubule polymerization or depolymerization; microtubule depolymerization; neuron projection development. Gene Ontology annotation, molecular function: tubulin binding. The coding region runs from base 1 to 831 and encodes 276 amino acids. The transcript is spliced from 6 exons. The record is from RefSeq and is a predicted model, not a curated record. Gene Ontology annotation, cellular component: cytoplasm; neuron projection.
AUGGGGUGUGGACCGUCCCAGCCUGCUGAAGAACAGAGACAGGUCCCCGCGCCAAAGAAGGUCUGGGAAGAGGGCUUCAAGGCUGGUGCUGAUGUGACUAAUUCCAGGAAGAAUUGCAGACCCCAGACCAAAGCUGCUCUGGGCAGUGACACCGUGGGCAGCCCUGAAGACCUGGGAACACAGGACCAGUUAGGAAGCUUACCUGGAACUAUUCCAGAAUGUUCUCCAUGUCCCAGUGAAAGAAAUGAAAAAGUGAAUUCAGACCUAGUGACCAAUGGAUUAAUCCAUAAAUCCCAACCUCUAGAGAAUGGGGAGCGACAAAAGUCAUCAGACAUCCUGGAGGAAUUAAUCACUCAAGGAAUAAUCCAAAGCCACAACAAAGUGUUUAGAAAUGGAGAAUCAUUUGAUUUAAAUGUGAGCCCGACAGAGACACCACUGAGAAAACCACCAGCCAGACUGGAAAAACUUAAACUCAGAAAGGAAGUCAAGUUGUUCACGAUGAAGGACACAGAUGAGAAGAUGCAGGUAGCGGAGGAGCGCAGGAAGAUUAAAGAAGAAGAAAUAAGGAAAAGACUACACAGUGACCAACUUUUGCCCCCGACCCUCCACUCAGAUUCAGCUGAACUGAGACCUGAGGCUCCUUUGGCCAAAGGACAUACAACUGUGAAAUCUUCUGGGUUGGAAUCACCUGACCUGCAGGAAGGGAAGCUUUUGAAAUGGAAAAAGAGUCAGAGUGAAGCAACCUCAAAUGAGAGAAAUUACAAUGGUGAAGGUAUUGGGGUCAUGGUGGAGUCAGACAUGUCUUACAACCAAGCAGAUGACAUAUUCUAA